Molecule: messenger RNA, 4744 nt
Organism: Oryctolagus cuniculus (rabbit)
Lineage: Eukaryota; Metazoa; Chordata; Mammalia; Lagomorpha; Leporidae
Source: RefSeq, a predicted model, not a curated record
GGUAGAAGGUAGAGGUGGUGGGAACCUUAGGUCCUCGGGUCCUUGGAGUACCCACCGCGGCAGAGUUCGCCUAGUUCCUUGCAGGGUUCCGGGCCGGUCCUUGCCCCACGCCUGCCUCCGCUGCGCCGGCUCCGCCGCGCCUUGGCUCGCGGUCUCCACCUAGUCUUAGGCCGGGAUUGAGUCCCGGGGCUCCUCCCUACCCUGUGUCCCAUGGAAGCCCACCCGCCUCGCGUCAGGCCUGGGGAUUGGCCCCCUCCACCCUGCUCCGUGUGCACCCUAGCCCACCUCCCUGCAGCCCAUCCCUCGUAUUUCGGGGCUCCAGCCCCUGGCUGGACAGGGAACCCGCUCCGCUGGGGAUCUGCGGGGCCCACAGCAACGGUUGCAUAUCUGUCCUGAGCCUGUGGGCAUCGGGCUUGCAGCACUGGCGUUGCCACUGCCCACUACGCCCCUAGUCUGACAUUCCCUCUCCACCAUCUGUAUCCUUGUCUGAUCCGGCCUCCCAGCUCCCCCAACCCUGCCGAAGCCCGCAGGGAGACAGCCCAAACUCUUCUCUCUGCUGACAGCAGAUUUCAGGUAAAGUCUUGGGGAAGAAGCAGUUGGGGCUAGAGAGGGACGUGGGGAGAAUCAGACCCCCGACUUUUCAGAAGGAGCAACCCUCCUGCACCGCGGUGCAGCAGAGUGGACAGUGAGAGAGACAGAGAGAAAGUUCUUCCUUUGCGGUUGGUUCACCCUCCAAUGGCUGCCGCGGCCGGCACACCGCGCUGAUCCAAAGGCAGGAGCCAGGCUGAGAAGAGUCCUCCUGGGACAAUAGCUGCGAACAGGCUGCCCAGGGGAUGUGGUCGUGAGGCAGAACCCCCACGUCCCCUGCAAGAAGAGGGCUCCUGGGGCCAUGGCCCAGGUCAGCAUCAACAGUGACUACAGCGAGUGGGGAGUGAGCGCAGAUGCCGGGGAGCGGGCCCGCCUGCUGCAGAGUCCCUGUGUGGAGACGGCUCCCAAGAACGAGGGGGACACCUCUCCUGGGGGCCCAGGCACAGGCACCACUUCUACGCUUGGGGCCGUCUUCAUCGUUGUCAAUGCCUGCCUGGGCGCGGGGCUGCUCAACUUCCCAGCAGCCUUCAGCACGGCCGGGGGCGUGGCGGCUGGCGUCACACUUCAGAUGGGCAUGCUGGUCUUCAUCAUCAGCGGGCUCGUCGUCCUGGCCUACUGCUCCCAGGCCAGCAAUGAGCGGACGUACCAGGAGGUGGUGUGGGCUGUGUGUGGCAAGCUGACGGGCGUGCUGUGUGAGGUGGCCAUCGCCGUCUACACCUUCGGCACCUGCAUUGCCUUCCUCAUCAUCAUCGGGGACCAGCAGGACAAGAUUAUAGCCGUGAUGGCAAAGGAGCCUGACGGAGCCGGUGGCGGCCCCUGGUACACAGACCGCAAGUUCACCAUCAGCCUCACUGCCUUCCUCUUCAUCCUCCCCCUCUCCAUCCCCAGGGAGAUCGGCUUCCAGAAAUACGCCAGCUUCCUGAGCGUUGUGGGUACCUGGUACGUCACCGCCAUCAUUAUCAUCAAAUACAUCUGGCCAGAUAAGGAGAUGACUCCCGGAGACAUCCUAACCAGGCCAGCUUCCUGGAUGGCGGUCUUCAAUGCCAUGCCCACCAUCUGCUUUGGAUUUCAGUGCCACGUGAGCAGUGUGCCCGUCUUCAACAGCAUGCGGAGGCCCGAGGUGAAGACCUGGGGCGGCGUGGUGACAGCUGCCAUGGUCAUUGCCCUCGCUGUGUACAUGGGCACAGGUGUCUGUGGCUUCCUGACCUUCGGGGCUGCCGUGGACCCCGACGUGCUCCUGUCCUACCCCUCGGAGGACAUGGCGGUGGCCGUUGCCCGAGCCUUCAUCAUCCUGAGCGUGCUUACCUCCUACCCCAUCCUGCACUUCUGUGGGCGGGCGGUGGUGGAAGGCCUGUGGCUGCGUUACCAGGGGCUGCCCGUGGAGGAGGACGUGGGGCGGGAGCGGCGGCGGCGAGUGCUACAGACGCUGCUGUGGUUCCUGCUCACGCUGCUGCUGGCGCUCUUCAUCCCGGACAUCGGCAAGGUCAUCUCGGUCAUCGGAGGCCUGGCCGCCUGCUUCAUUUUCGUCUUCCCAGGGCUGUGCCUCAUUCAAGCCAAGCUUUCUGAGAUGGAGGAAGUCAAACCAGCCAGCUGGUGGGCGCUGGUCAGUUACGGAGUCCUCUUGGUCACCCUGGGAGCCUUCAUCUUCGGCCAGACCACAGCCAACGCCAUCUUUGUGGAUCUCUUGGCAUAACCACUGCUUCCCAGGAAACCCAUGGCCUUUCCCACUGGACCCAGGAACCUAUCUCUUAGAGCAGUGGGACCACCCCAAGUCCAACGGCAUUCCAUCCAGGGGGACAACAUCCGGGCAUCCUUUGAAGGAGCAGUUCUGGGCAGAAUCAGGCCUCACACCUCUGGACAGCUCAAUCCAGCUUCCUCCCUGCUCCCCAGUCCUGGCAGUGCCAUGGGUGCUGCAGGAGGUCUCAUAUCCCAGAGGAGCCUCCUUCCUCUUCAGCUUCUCCAUGCCUGGAACCCAUCAGUGCCGGAGGAAAGAAGCCCGACUCGCUUGCCUCUGGAGAAGGCUCUGGCAAGGGGCCGCCCGCCAUCCUCCGCAGAGUAGCCUGUCCAGCGCAGGGGCUGCGCUCAUUACCAUAGGGCUCAGCGCCUGCUCCAACUCGUCAGCAGCCGUGGCAAGCAGGAGCUUCCUCUGGGAUCCGGCCACUUGCAAUGGUAGCACUGAGAUCAUACAAAUGUACAGCCGCAGGUGGAUUCUGGCCUUGCUUACCCACUCCUGGGCCCGCUUGGAGCCUGGGAGCCUCUUCCCUAUGGACAAUUAACACUUCCUAAGCCUUUAGGGUCCCCACCCUUUUUCCUUCUCUAAACCCAAUGGUCCAGGCUCACCUCCUUCCUCCCCGGACAUCUCCCAAGUGUAAUGUUUACAAGCGGUGCCAGCCCGGCUCCGAAGCCAGGGCCCGCCCCGGGCCACGGUGCUGUGAGUAUUCCUCCAUCAGCUUCCCCACGGGCGGGGAGGGGCUGCUGUUUUUCUGCCGGAUUCCAGGUGACCUCUCCUAGAGGCUGCAGACUGUGUGAUGGAGAGGCCUGGGAUCCCUGAAGGCUGGGCUGGCCUGGAGCCGGGGGACGCUCCGGGACAUCUUUCAGUGACCACUUCUCUUCGCCCCCAGCCAACCCUAAAAGGGAAAAAGCAGCUGGGUUGGCACCGAUGCGGUGACACUGGGGCUUCCCUGCCAGUCUGGAUCCUGCUCACUCGCUUCCCGCCCCCACCCCAACACUGCUGCACCUCCUGCCCAUUUUCUCUGUGUAACUGUCUCUCUCUCUCUCAUUCGGGGGAUGCCAGACCCUCUCAUCAGCUUCGUCAGCUCCUCGUGUCUCUCCCAGCAGCCUGUCAUUCAUGUUGAGUCACACCUGAAUUGUCCCAGGCGGGGUGAGCAAGGACACUCUGCCCCCACUCCAUACUCCUGCUUGGCCCCUCUCUCACCUGUCCCCUCUCACUCCAGCCAAUCCCAGGUCCCCAGUCAGGCUUCCCUCUCCUGGAACCCCAGCAUUUCUUUGGUCUCCCCUGCCCCACACCUCUAGACUGGGCAUAAGAGGGACCCCUACCGUGCAGCGCCCCGCUCAGGGCUGUCUGAUCUGAGGCACAAACGUGAGCGAGUGGCCGGCUAGGCUCCUGCUGAGUCUCCAGCCCGGAGGAUGCCUUUUCCCACACUGCCUCUCGGUGCCUGUCCUUCCCUGGCCCAGGGCCAGCCUGCUCUGCUGUUUCCUCUCUGCCUCCUGCGCACACCAGCCCUCCUGCCACGGCCAGAGGGACAGCUGGCCACAGCCUCCAGUGCUAUGUUUCACACUGAGGGGCACAGGAGGGCACCCUCUGCACAGGGUGCGGCAGAGGGGAGAAAGCUGGCACCCGGCCUCUCCAUCUAACCUCAGGGGCCCCGCCCGUGUCCUCCCCCUCCCCGCCAGGGCAUGGUUCACUGUUUCUUUUCUACUUGUGCACACUUGGAGAAGGGAGGAUGAGUAAUAAAAGGCAUUCAUGCUGCUGAGCUCACGCCCCAUGCCUGGUGCUGGGGACAGGGGUGGGGCAGCUGGUAGGAGGAAGAAAGCCAGGGGCUGGAGCUGUAGAAGGCGCCUCGUCCAUGACUGCUGUCUCAGGAAUACACCCCUUUGCUCCCUUCACCAAGCGGAACCCUUUUCUGCCCCAUCCCGUCAGUCCUUGCCACCUGCUGGGAAUGUCUGUGUCCAGGCCUGCUACCUCUGCCUUGAGUCACGCCCUCUCUCUGUCUUUCCCGCACACCUGUGACCUCACACUGGCUCCGUGCUGCCUGUCCCUCCCCAGCCACGAAUCUUGGGGUGGUCAUCAAGCCCUAAGCACCUAUGCCCUGGCUUUUCAGAGGCACGGUUGAGCAGGCCUCGCUGUCCUUGUUACAGACCCAAUCACCACACUCAGUGCUGGCAAGAAAAUCACUGGCAACAGACUCUGGGACUGCUCUCAGUCUGCUGGGAAGACUGAUGCUAAGCAAAUAGUCACACUAAGAAUGUACUUGUGAAUUGUGGUCAUCUGUAUCCCUUCCUGGGGAAAUACAGAAUGUUCUGUUUGGGCCUUGGCAUUUGGGGAAUCCAGAAAGACUUCCUGGAGAAAGUGUUGUUUGGCCCCUGAGUAAUGAUUGAGAAUUAACUAAAUAAACAGGUGGGGAGAACUGCUCAA